AGCGAUUGUGAAGCCACUCCAUUACCAACAAUGUAUGACAGCACCACGAGCUACAGUGUAUCUGGUUUGUACAUGGGUCCUUUCUAUCACGUGCGCAUGUCUACCUAUGUCGAGCGUCGCCUCGUAUUCCUAUAUCGCCGAUAUUGGAGCUUGCACUGUCGACUGGGAGCAGUCGACAUUAGGCUACACAAUCGCUGCUCAUCUUAUAAGCUUCUGCCUGCCACUCGCCAUGAUCUUAUUCUGCUAUGCCAAGAUCUUCAUCGUCGCAAGAAAAGUCAAACGACAGAUUAGACCGCUUCCCGCCAAUUUCGCUGAUCACCCGAGUCGGUGGGUGAACGAGAAGAGUGGAUGCGAGAGACAGACAGAAGGAGCAUCGAAAGCCACAGUGAAUGAACGCACUAUUUGUGAUCCCAAAGAAACGAUGAUGUCUCUUCCUGAACAUAUAAGUGGAGAGAAUAGGCCUAAAGGAUGUUCGAUACUAACUGAAGAAGAUAUUAAAAGUCCGGAAUCAGAAGAGCGCAUUAAUAUACGGGUACUACGAAGGAAAGAUAGACAACGUUCAAUGUCAUUACAAGAUAUAGGCAACGAUCAGGUGUUCAGUCGUCAUAGGAACUCUUCGGAUAAUACAGAUGACAGACCGGUUAAUUUCUCAAUUCAAAAGGGUCUUUCAACAGUUCCAAAUCUGUUCCAAAUUAGCCAUAAUGUGCCUGUGAUUAAACGAGAUGGUAAUGAAAAUAAUGCCACAAGUGCAGGAACUCACAAGGCAAGCAAGAUUGGACAACAGAACAGAAGUAGACGUUGUACGAACAGACACAGAUCCUUAACGAGUGGCGAAUCUGGGGAAUGGAAACCACUAGCCUCGAAGUACGUGUCCAAGAAAGCUCUGCGAGUGAAGAAGAUCCAGUCUUUACGUGAUACAAAGGCUGCUACGACCCUUCUCAUCCUCCUUGGUGUGUUUCUUGUCUGUUGGAUGCCCUAUGUCGUGGUGACCUUUUUACUCAAUGCCCACAUGACUGUUCGUCCCAUUGUUCAUUCCGCCCUCUUCAUGGUUGCCUUAACCAACAGCGUCUUAAAUGUCUUUGUUUAUGGCGUUCUCAACACCAAGUUCAGACUCGGUUUCAGGAAGCUCUGGAAACCGUGUUGCCUAUGGAUAAACUGUAGAUGUAAGAACAAGUCAGAAGCUUCUGCAAUGAGGGUUCGUAGCAUUAGCCAGUCUUUGAGGAACAAUGGCCCUGUCACAGAAAGAGCCGAUGGCAUAGAAAGAAGGGAAUUCUAUUCAGAACACGUUCGAUGACCAACGACGAGACAGUUCAUUCCUUUUAAGGAACGCCAUAAACCAUUGAGUAUGCAUAUUUAGGGAAUAUAAUUGAUAUUACAUUUUUUAUAUUUGUCGAUUCAUAGAGAAUAUCUAUAAUCAUUUUAACUUCUGUUGAUUUGUUACUUUAUAAGGAAAUGUCAGUUGCACUGAAUGUGUAUUCAUACAUGUCAUAAUCAUGCAGGAUGCUUUGUAGAUUGCCUAAGCAUUUAGAUAAAGCACCGAGUCAAAAAGUGCUCAGUUAGUAUAUGCAUAAACCAUGUGUUAACUGCUGAAUAAGGCAAAUUAAUUAUAUGCAAGUAUAAGCACUUAGUGAUGAUGAUUAAUGGGUAUGAUUCUAGAAUGAAUAUUUAUCAUUCAUAUGAGUAAUGAAAGUAAAGAUGAAAAGGGAGAUGCAAAAUAUAGGUCUGCAUAGUCUACCAAAUACUUUCGAGACUUUAAAGGACCUUGCAAAUUAUCACAUUGAUGCGUUGUCCAUUCUACUUCGUUCCAAGUUUGAAACUUAUCCAAUGACGUAAAUAAUAUCUAUAUGAAGUGCAAUAUAUUCAAACAGGUUUUCAUUAUCAUCACCUUUUUUCCUAAAACUACUUUUCUUUUUCUUUAUUGGUAUAUUUAUUUUCUUACAUUCCAUUUAUUGUGCAAGAUCCAUAUGCAUUAGAGUGCAAUAUAUAUUUCGUGAAACUAGUUUUCGGUAGUUACUUUCAGGAUAAAAUUGAAGUUACACUUUGUGUUUCUAACAUGUCAACUUGUAAUUUUUGCUUCUGUCAGUCUCGCAUCCGUCUUAACAUGUGGAGCUUUGUUUCAAUAUUCAGCAAUGAAUUGAAUUAAGAUGUCGAAUAGAAUUAUCAUAACGAUUAUUUGAACGACGGUAAAUACUGAGAAGAGCAAAAAACACACGAUGUUCUCUAUAUUUGGGUUAUCUAAUGGCCCCUUAUUAAGGUAAUACAAUGAAUUACGGACCCAUUAUUAGGUUCGUGUCAGGCAUUAUAACUGACCCAUAUUUCCGCUCGUUUUUUUUUUGUAUAAACAAUUUGAAGUAAAGAUUAAGCUCAUCUCUUCAUUCUCUAGGUGUGGGCUGCUAUGAAAACGAUGGGGUUAAUGUCAAGUUGACCUUUAUCAACUGAAGAUUUUUUUGUGAUUACACACAGUACGGAAUAAUUGAAGUGCCAUUAACUCGACGAGAUCGGAAGAAAUAUUUUCUUGCCAUAUUUUGUCCACAAGGUUUAAACCGGUGUCUUACUAAGUCGACUUAUAACAAGUUAUAUGUCGAUAUAGCGAGAUACUAUCUUUCUUAAUCGACAAAUAAAAAUGAUAAUAUUAUCAUUAUUGAUAAUCAAAGUAAUGAUAAUAGUAAAUAAUAAUAAUGAUAAUAUUUUAUUGACCCAGGGUACCUACUUCCGUUAAUAUAUACACACACACAUAUACAUACAUAAUUAUAUAUAUAUAUAUAAUAUAUACAUACAUACGUGUUAUAUAUACAUAUACAUAGGAAAAUGCUCUUCCAGCCUGCAUAAUGAUUAUUACCCUUCUCCAAUCUAAGCGUCUAGCAAGAAGGCAGAAGGUCCCAGUUUGGCAUGAGUCUUUGGCAUGACUCGGCCAGGAAUCGAACGACCUCCCGUUCAUGAGACAUGAGACAUACCUGAUGACAUAAUAACUUCACUUCGACUUAGCAAUAUAACGUAUCUCACAAUGUCGACAACAUAAGGCAAUUAAGGACGUUCCACAGUUGAAAUGAAGUCCAUGUCAUUUUCACCAAAUUUUGCGGAGAGCUACUUUGGUAUCUAUGCAUUAUGAAAAUGCAUAAAAAUAAUAUAGGUUCAUGUGCUUAUUUUUUUUCCAAGGGUCUUCAAAUUCGCCGUAUUUAAAUGAUUCCACUCUUAGACCUCACGAAUUCACCAAAUGAGUUUAAAUCCUCUUCACUCAGUGGAUACCGCAUCAAACUUCAUCAAAUUUUCAAGAUAUAUAACAAAGUGUAUACCAAAGUAAGAAAAAGUCUUUUAAUUGGUAAAACUAUAUCCAUUUGGAGUCAGCAGCGCCCUCAUUUGGCAAGAAUGGUGCAAAAACUCGGAAAAAAUAAAUCUUCAAAGACGUGAAUCUACUCAAAAAUUUAAAAAGUAUUUUGUAAGCUGCACUUUUUUCAAAAUCCAUGUCAUUUUCAUCAAAUUCGGCUAAACUGUAGAGGAAUGCUUAUCGAAGGUGUAGGGAAGUUAAAAAUAUGAGGUCCAUGUGCUCAUUUUUUAACUAUGAGUGUCCAAAGUGAUGCGAGUUGGCAUAAAAAUCGCCCAAAAUGCGCCCAAAACGUGCAAAAGACUAAUAAUGCCGUCCAAAAUGCGAAUGGUUCAGUAGUUUUGCCCUCAAACAUUCAAAAUCCAUGUCAUUAUCAUCACACUCUCCAGAUUUGUAGAAGAAUAUAUUUUGGAGACAUUAAAAUAUUUAAAAUAUGAUGUCCAUGUGCUCGUUUUUAAACUAUUUGUGUCCCAAGUGUAGCUUGAAAAUCGCCUAAAAAGCGCCGGAAAUAUGCAAAAGUCUCUUGAUACCCUCUAAAAUGCAAAUGGUUCCAUAUUUCGCUCCCAAACAUUCAAAAUCCAUGUCAUUUUUAUCAUACUCUCCACAUUUGCAGAGAAAUAUAUUCUGAUGACGUUAAAAUAUUAAAAACAUGGGGUCCAUGUGCUCGUUUUUAAACUAUCAGUGUCCAAACUAUUGCGAGUUGGCUUGAAACAGCCCAAAAUGCGCCGAAAACAAGCAAAAGUCUGUUAAUACCGUCUAAAAUGCGAAUGGUUCCGUAGUCUUGCUCCCAAUCAUUGAAAAUCCAUGUCGUUUUCAUUAUACCUUGCACAUAUAUACUUUAGCACCUAAAUAUUCCAAAUAUGCAAAAAUCAACAUGGGUCAAUGUGCUUGAUUUUUUGCUAUAUAGCUUUAAAGUUAACCCAAAAUGGACGAUGUCUUUAAGAAUUGCCCAUCCAAAAGAAUUUGGCCUAUUUAGACCUCAAGAGAUCACAACAAUGAGUUUAAAGCCCUAUUACUCAGUCAAAAUCCAUGAAAAUUUCAUCAAAUUUUGCAAUAUGAUUAAUAAUUGUAUCCGUAAGAUGAAUAAUCUAUCUAUAUUGCUGUCAAUUGUUUGUUCAUUUAAGUCUAACAACACUCAGUUCUCAGAAAUUGCGGGAAAGAUAUUCAACCUAAAAAAUUUCAAUAACAAACUUGAGAAGUUGUAGAGGAAGGUAUACCUAAGAGGUGCAAACAUUAAAAAAUAUGGGUUCAAGAGCUUGUUUUCAAACUAUCAGCACUCUUAUUAGAGCAAAUUUGUUUCUUAAAACACCCGAAAAACGCGCCAAAAGCAGUAUCUAUGUGACGAAAAAUUCCGAACCACUUUUCCAUUUAUUCAAACUCGGGGUCAUAUUCAUCAUACUUUGCAGAAUUACAGAGAAACUAUUUUGAAAUUGUAGAGGAAUAAAAAAAUUGGUCCAUGGAAUAAUUCCAGUUUAUUAGCUUCAUAAAAUAACACAUCAGAUAUGCAGUUAUUAGUGCAGAUAAGGAGAAAAAUCAGCUCACAUUACCUACAGCUGAUUAAAUCACCAGUUCAUCCAUUGUGACGUCAGCGCGCAGAGUGUAAAAUAUGCGCAGAUCAUGAUGCGCACAAACAUAACUGUGGAACGUCCUUAAGUAGACAUGGCAAGAUAAAUAUUUCGCUUUCUUGUCAAGUAGGCUUUUACGAGUGCCAAGAUGACACAUUAAAUUUCCCAUGUUAUGAAGAGGAAGUGAAAGUUAAUUUUGAAAGGGAAAUUUUACAAAAACAUUUUUCGAGGCAAGAUUUAAAAAUUGAUGUAAAUCAUAUCCGACACUUCAACAAGGGGAGUGGCAUACAUAUAUGCCGAGAUAAGCAUGUUAGUGUGUUCAAGCGUUCUUGUAGCCGACUGGUGAAAGUAUUAGUCUAGAAUUUUAGGUUCCGAGGUUCGACUCCCAUUCCCUCAUCGUUCAUCAACUAAAUAACGAUUUGGCCUA
Molecule: messenger RNA, 5314 nt
Organism: Lytechinus pictus (painted urchin)
Lineage: Eukaryota; Metazoa; Echinodermata; Echinoidea; Temnopleuroida; Toxopneustidae
Product: D(2) dopamine receptor B-like
Exons: 1
Coding region: 35-1294 (419 amino acids)
Biological process (GO): G protein-coupled receptor signaling pathway; cellular response to light stimulus; phototransduction
Cellular component (GO): plasma membrane
Molecular function (GO): G protein-coupled photoreceptor activity
Source: RefSeq, a predicted model, not a curated record